UUUUCCUCUGAUUCAUUCAGUAACCGAACCAAGCCACCCAAAAAAGCCCUAAAACUCUACAAUUCUUCCGGUUGCUAUCCGACCAAUCAUCAAUUUCAGAAAAGAUCUGGUCCGUUCAUUCCACGCCGGAGCAUCAAAUGCGUUUGCGCUUAAGACGCAGUGGAAACUUUCCCAAUUUCGUCUUCCUUUUUAUCAGUACUUCCUUGUCAGUCUUCUGGGUUGAUGGAUUGUGUUGACCCUGAUACAUUAAAUUAUCCACUAGAGGAAGAUGAUGAUGAUGGUAAGCUAAAGGCAUCCUCAGGAUUGGACAUGGCUGUGGAACUGAUGUGUCCAAAAGCUUCCUCUGUCAGGAAGAGUCGGGCAGUUAUUAAUAGUGAGGCAGAGUUCGAGAUUGAAUGUCAAAGCCCCAAAUCUUCCUCCAUUGAGGAUAGCCGAUUGGUUAUGGAUGGAGAGCAUGAGUGUCAGAGCCAAAAUGCUUCCUCUCUUGACAAGAGUCAAGUGGAAGUUGAUGGUGAGGAAUGUCAAACACCAAAAAUUUCCCAUGUUAACAAGUACGAAAUCGACAUUGAGUUUGGGCCCGAGUCUCAAAGCACAAAUGCUCUCAUUGAUGACAUAUCACGAGCUGGUGUCUCCAUAAAAGAUGAGGAAGAUGUAUACCUAGUUCCUCAAGUUGGCGUGGAAUUUGAGUCAGAAGAGCAUGCAUACAAGUGUUAUAGUAGAUAUGCUGUGAAGGAAGGUUUCAGCAUUAGAAAGGAUUUUGUAAACAAAAGUAGGAUAAAUGGUGCAGUGGUUUCAAGAAGAUACACUUGUUAUAAGCAGGGUUAUCGGCCUGCAAAACAUAAUACAAUCAUGAAGAAGCCGCGGCAGGAAACAAGAACUGGUUGCUUGGCACAUAUGACAAUCACGCGCCAAUCCAAUGGCAAGUUUCGUGUUAGUCAUUUUGAAACAAAGCACAAUCAUGAAUUUGUAACUUCUUGUACAACUCACAUGUUACCCUCACUAAAGAGAUUGGCUUUUGCUGAGGCAGUUCAAGCUGAUUUAGCUAACAAUGCUGAGAUGCAUGGGGUACCGAAACUUGGAAUGGGUUUUGAAUCAGAAGAACAUGCGUAUGAAUUUUAUAAUACAUAUGCUGGACGGGUAGGUUUUAGUGUUAGGAAAGAUUAUGUAAAUAGAAGCAAGAUAGAUGGUGCUGUGGCAUCCAGAAGGUUUACAUGUUUCAGGGAAGGAUUUCGGCAGAGAGACAAAAGGGAUAUGAAUGUGAAGAGACCGCGAAAAGAAACUAGAAUUGGCUGUUUGGCGCAAUUAGUCAUUUCUCGGCAGCCUGAUGGUGUAUACCGUGUCACUCACUUUGAAGAAAAGCACAAUCAUGAGCUUGUUGCUGCAUGUCGAGUUCACAUGUUACGAUCUCAAAAGAAAUUCGUGGGGGCUCAAGUUGUUGAUGGAAAUUCAGUAGAUAGUUCUAACAUAGAGCCAAAAUCUAACCCAGAUUUAAUAUGUAAGAAGGUUAAGGAUAGUGACGGUCGAAGUUACGGUCCCAUUGAUCUCAAAAGUAGACUUCCUUCCAAACGUACAAGAGAGAUGAGAGAAGGAGAAGCGGGAAAAAUGCAGCAAUAUUUUCAAACCAAGCAAUCUAAGAACUCUUCAUUCUUUUAUGCUAUGCAGCCUGAUGCUGAUGAUCAAAUAACAAAUGUGUUCUGGGCUGAUACUAAGAUGGUGAUGGACUACAGUGACUUUGGUGAUGUGGUAUGCCUGGAUACUACUUACAGACUAUAUAAAGAUUGCCGACCCUUUGCACCUUUUAUUGGGAUAAAUCAUCAUAAGCAAAUGGUGAUCUUUGGUGCUGCACUUCUGUAUGAUGAAACUAUUGAAUCUUAUAAGUGGCUAUUUCAAACUUUCAUGGAGGCAAUGUCAGGGAAAAGGCCAAAGACCAUCCUCACUGAUCAAGAUGCAGUAGUGGCUGAGGCAAUCCGUUUAAUCCUGCCAGAAACACAUCAUCGAAUCUCUGUAUGGCAUGUUUACCAAAAUGCACUUAAACAACUUGGUUACAUGGUUGCGGGUUCAAGUUGCUUUGCUAAUGAUUUCAGCCGUUGCUUUUUUGAUCAUGAGGAAGAGGAGGAUUUCAUUAGUGCAUGGAAUGCUAUGCUGGAUGCAUACAAUCUCUGGGAAAACGAGUGGCUGCAUGAUGUGUUUGAAGAUAGGGAGAAAUGGGCCUUGGCAUAUAGAAGACAUAUUUUCUGUGCUGACAUAAUAAGUGUUUUACUUUGUGAAAGUUUUACCACAAACUUGAAAAAGUACUUAAAAUGUGACUCAGAUGUUCUUCAAUUAUUAAAGCAUCUAGCGAAGGUAGUGAAUGAUUGGCACUACAAAGAAUUGGAAGCUAACUAUGAUAUGACCCAACAUCCCCCAAAGCUAAUGGGAGAUGUGAUUCUUUUGAAGCAGGCAAGGGAUAUUUAUACACCCCAGAUAUUUGAAUUGUUCCAGCAGGAAUUUGAAACAUGUCUAAAUAUUAUUGUGAACCAAUGUACUGAGAAUGGACCGUUGUUGGAGUACAAAGUUAGUAUAUUUGGGCAACAAAGAGAGUACGCAGUUACUUUUAAGUCAUCAGAUAAGACAGUUUCCUGUGACUGCAUGAAAUUUGAAUUUGUUGGAGUUUUGUGCUGCCAUGCAUUGAAAGUACUGGAUUAUAGGAAUAUAAAGCUUCUACCAACCCAAUAUAUCUUGAAGAGGUGGACAAAGAAUGCAAGGGUUUGAAAUACUGUUUGUAAUUUUGGGAUUGUUGCAUGAGAAGACGACAAAGGAUCUCUGAGAUGUGACAGCUAAUUUCUUCAGUUAUUGGAUUUAAGAGAAGACUCUGUGUUCCCAUAAAAGUCAGCGUUCAUAGAAGGUUUUUUGUUCAAGUUAAUUUGUAAGAAAAUACUGUACAGAAUGUUAAUCAAUACCUUUUUUCUCUUGUAUUUUGAAGCUUACAAGAAUAUGAAGAAUUAUUUUUUCUA
This is a messenger RNA of Ziziphus jujuba (common jujube), 2993 nucleotides long. RefSeq names its product protein FAR1-RELATED SEQUENCE 5. Gene Ontology annotation, biological process: regulation of DNA-templated transcription. NCBI's taxonomy places the organism in Eukaryota, Viridiplantae, Streptophyta, Magnoliopsida, Rosales, Rhamnaceae. The record is from RefSeq and is a predicted model, not a curated record. Gene Ontology annotation, molecular function: zinc ion binding. The coding region runs from base 223 to 2751 and encodes 842 amino acids. The transcript has 2 exons.